Messenger RNA from Daldinia vernicosa, 2121 nucleotides. RefSeq lists its product as uncharacterized. Lineage: Eukaryota; Fungi; Ascomycota; Sordariomycetes; Xylariales; Hypoxylaceae. The transcript has 3 exons. Bases 549 to 1991 code for a protein of 480 amino acids. The record is from RefSeq and is a predicted model, not a curated record.
GCUGUGUUAUUAUCGCACCGUCUAAUUGGUUUAAGUUACCUACUAGACUAGACCGAGACCAAUGCAAUAAUCUAAAUCACCCCUUUUCUCUCAACCAUUUAACCCUUUUGGGCGAAAAAGAGGUCAUAGCUUUUUACAACUUGAGUGGUUUGAUAUCAAUCAUCGAUUAUCAGCGUCAGAUCAGAUUCGAAUGUGCCCACUGCCAGGGUUCGAAGCUCAUUGAUCGGCGCAGGGGUCCAUCCGAGAAUUUCGCAUCACUAUUCCGACUCGACUGUUCCCCAAUUUGCUCAACUGUGCUCUCGACAUACUUGAUUGAACUUCAGAAUUACCAGACCAACCCAGACUUAGACAUAAUACGUAAUAACACUAUCGCUUCGACUUGAGGCCUAUUAUAGCACCACUACUGCUGUCGCGAAAGAAUAGCCGACAACUUUCGAAUAGGUAUUUGAUUUAAUCUAGACCGACACACCGCAACAUAACGCAGUAUUAUACAAAAUUAGCGAAACAUCGAAAUCCAGUACAUAUACAGUAUCAGACCUUUCUACAUAAUGAGCGGCGACAAUCAUACGCUUCCUCUGAGGCAGGCCACUACUCUCAGUGAGGAUGUCGUACCGAAUAUCGACCCUACUUCGACGGCCGGAUUACUUGCCGAAAGACUUCAGGCUUGGAAACAUGCCGUAGGAUAUUUAGAAGAAUAUGUUGGGGCUGUCGAGAAAGUCCACAAAGCGCACGCAAAGGAGUAUGAGAAGGUUCUUAAGACGAUUUCUCACCCGUUAAGAGAGGGGGCGCACUUUGACCAGAGUCUUGGCGGUGUGGCGGGUUUCUUCGAAAAUAUGCGAGUUAAUACUCAGGCUAUGAUCAAUUCGAACGCGGAGACCGAGAAGACCCUCAAGGGGUCUGUCCUACCAAUCCUCGAGCGACUACACAAAGAGAUUAAGGCAAAACACAAGGAAGUCUCUCAUGGGGUUGAGAAGAGCGCAAAGGAGAUCGAGAAGGCUAGGAAUACCACCCAGAAGCAUAUUGAGCUUCUUGGCCAGCAUGCCGCAUCUUACGAGUCGACAGGCGGCAAGAUGACCCCUACCGACGAUCCUUACGUUAUCCGGCGCGGUGUCCUUCACAGACUGAACAAGCAGGUUAUUGAAGAAAAUAACCACAGGAACGAUCUUAUCAGCAUACAAGAUGGUUUCAAGGACUUUGAGGCUCACGUGAUACAAGUGAUCCAGCAAGCAAUGGAUGCUCUCAAUCAGGUCGCUGGUGGGCAGGCUGAGAAGAUUAGGGCGCUCUACGUUGACAUGCUGGGCGCGGCGCAACAAAUUCCGCCUGACUUUGAGUGGAACGGUUUCAAUGCUCGUGAGGGCCACCGACUAGUCGAUCCAAAUGACCCGCCUCGGAGCGUGGAUGCCAUUGUUUUCCCCAAUCAGGAUCACAGUUCAACUAAGCCACUCAUCGAGGGUAGCUUAGAGCGCAAGUCGCGAAACAAGCUGUCGUGGGGUACGCAAUCCGGGUAUUACGUCGUAACCCCUUCCAAGUACUUGCAUGAGUUUAAAGACGAUGAUAACUUGCGGCAUGACCCAAAACCGGAACUCUCCAUCUUCCUCCCGGACGCUGUAAUUAGUGCUCCUGCAGGUGAAAAGUUCACUAUCAAAGGAAAGGAUAAGGGUGGGAGCUUUAGCAGCAAACUCGCCGGUACAUCUGAACUUCAUUUCAAAGCCCACUCGGCUGCCGAGGCUCAGAAAUGGUUUGAUGCAAUCCGUAUUGCGGCCGGCGCAACAGGUGCAGCCUACGAAAGCCAAUCAUCAUCACCGAACGCUAGCCAUCCUGGCUCUGUUAGCGAGAAAGUAAAACUCGAGAAGAUUGAUCCGAAUGCGCAUAAAGAGCAAGACGCGGGAAUUACAGGUGGCGAGACUGUUAGUAGCCCUACAGUCAUAUCGCCUGCCGUUACCCGACAAAACACUCUCAAUAACGGUACGGAUAAGAAGGCAUCUGCCUAGUAAUCUAGCUUGCCUGUCGUGCCAAGUUAAAAGGGAUCGAAUGCCCCUUCAUGGUUGAGAUGAGGGAAUUAUGUACCGUGUGCCAAGGGAGCCUCAGCUUUGUAAAGCCUUGCCGAGGGUAACUAGGUAU